Molecule: messenger RNA, 718 nt
Organism: Odobenus rosmarus divergens (Pacific walrus)
Lineage: Eukaryota; Metazoa; Chordata; Mammalia; Carnivora; Odobenidae
Product: cytochrome c oxidase subunit 6A2, mitochondrial-like
Exons: 4
Coding region: 47-340 (97 amino acids)
Biological process (GO): mitochondrial electron transport, cytochrome c to oxygen
Cellular component (GO): mitochondrial inner membrane
Molecular function (GO): enzyme regulator activity
Source: RefSeq, a predicted model, not a curated record
GAGAGUGAAAGGACAGUGCAGUUUCCAGUUUCUCUCACCCACCGCAAUGGCUCUGCCUCUGAGGUCCUUGAGUCGGGGCUUGGCAAGUGCAGCAAAGGGAGACCACGGAGGGGCAGGAGCCAGCACCUGGCGCCUCCUGACCUUCAUGCUGGCACUGCCAAGCGUGGCCCUCUGCACCCUCAACUCCUGGCUCCACAGGGGCCACCACGAACGCCCGAAGUUUAUCCCCUACCACCACCUCCGUAUCCGCACCAAGCCCUACUCCUGGGGAGACGGCAACCACACCCUUUUCCACAAUCCCCGUGUCAACCCUCUGCCCACUGGCUAUGAACAGCCCUGAGGCCCAGGCAGAUGCCACCAGGCGCAAUAAAGGGGUGAGAUACAGAAAUACUUAUGGACUUAGGGACAACUCUCCUGCGGAGGGGCCUUCAUCCUGCCUCCCUCCAGGCUUCUGAGCCUCCCACACAGCACCAAAGAUUUAGCAUUAGGAGCCCUCUUACCAGCCUGGCCACUCCUACCACAUAGUCCCUACCUGAGCUCUCAAGAAUGCCUCCUGUCCUGGAAGCUGGGAAUACACGGAUCUGUUGAAUGUGAUUUCAGCCACAUUCACCACCAAUACCUUCUUCUGCAAUGUCUGCAAUACACAGGGACAGAGCUGGGGAAAUAGCCCUAAGAAGAGGCUCAGAGUUUGAGAAAUCUCCUGGCUUGAGGAUGGGCA